AUGUCCAUUGCUAUCGUAACAGUGUUUGUGCUUUGCUGGUUACUUUUCAGUACUAACCAUUUAAUGAUAGCGUAUCAGGAUAGUUCUGCCCAUUUCUCCUGUAGUUUCCAGAUAUACUUUGAUGCAACCUACUUUCUGAUUCACGCUUACUGUGCCAUCAACCCGAUUAUCUGCUUCAUGUUUAGUAGUAAUUAUCGGCAAGGUCUUAAAAGACUCAUAAAAUGUUCUUUUGUACAGGCGUAAGUCGCAAAAGAUGUGUUUUUGAUAUGCAUGAAUAUGUCAAGAGUUAGAGGUUCAUGGAAAAUUUGCCAAUAAAAACUAUCAUGACUGUUAAUGUACUUUGAGAAGUACAAUGUGUUCCAGUCUAUGCCUCCCUGCCUCUGCCCUGCCAUGACUGCGAAGAGUGACAGCAUAGGCAACGUAUUGUAAGAGUUUGGGUGGUAAAUAACAGUGCCAGAUCCAGACCUUGAGAUAAGGAGGGGGGCGGUCAUCCAGACCCUUAGAUAAGGGGAGGGGCAGGUCUCUCCCCGGGUCCCUCCUCUGGAUCCGCCACUGUAUAAACUCAGGGAUGGACCCCUCACCCUCUCAGCAGCAGCCGAGCUGACCAUUCGCUCGCUUGAUCACUUGGUGUCACUCAACAAAUUAGGAGGUUCUGCUCGCAGGGUGAGAUGGACCAUUAGAAACGUUAUGGGGGUGGGGGUGGGUGAAGUACAAAAUAAAUAUUCAUGCAGGGGAAAAAUAAACUGAAAAUAAAACGAAAUGUCAACGAAAAAUAAUAUGACAGUUUUCACCGAUCGAUUUCUAAAUGAGACAAACAGAGUGGCUUAGUAUUCAUUAAUCUGCUCGCUGUAGUAUAGCGGGGGCAGCGAUUCCUUUUUCCUUUUUCCCCACGCGAACAUUUCGCUUGCAUUUCUUCCUGAACAGCUCAGUUUAACCAAUGUAAAGAAGUAGGAAUGGUCACGGAUGGAAAAAAAAGACUUAGUGCCGCGUAUCAGCGACAGAACUGAUGUAAUUGCAGGUGUUCAAACGAGCACGCUGACAUGCGCGGGAACCAGGCUGCUAAGAAGACGUUGGAACAGACCAUUAUGUUCCUUAAACUGACGUCGCGCUUGCAAGCCACAAAAGGUGGUUGCAUGAGGAGGGACACAUCGAGCUUGCUCAUCCGUUGAUCACAAUAGAGUGCGAAGGUUCUGCAGUAGAAAUCGUUUGACCUUGAUGUUUAAUUAUAACCAGCGGUAUAUGAAAUCAAAGGGUACUCUAUCAAAGUAACGUCACGCUUUUAGGACGGGAGCAGCGCGUCAUGACGGCUAAUGGUUGCAUUGAUAUGAGUUACGCGGGUGGGUUUUCAGGUCAUUCUUAAAAUAAAAUGCCACAACAUAAUAUUAUCGAGAGACAAGAAUUGUAGUAAAGAAAUGCUAAAGGUUGUAGCAAUUAAAAGGAGUCAAAGACUGACGGACGAAACACGUACGCCUUGUCUUUUUGUUUAAGGAAGAAGUUUGUUUUAUAACCUGAGUCCUAUUUUAAGUUCGAUCGAGAAAUAAAUGCAUAAAAACUACAUGUUUUAUGCACACCUGAUAACAUGCAUUUAUAGUUUUGCCUCAAACUCCUGUUUAGCCUGUGCUUUUAUAGCUUAAAGUCAGCUACGCCCCUCAGUGCUUCCUGUAUGCUAUCAAAUAGUGUAGUUGAUGAUCGAAUAUGCGUAUUUUCAAAUUGGCAACACUUGCAUUUGUUAAAGGAAAGAAUAAUGGCUUUACAAUAAUUGACAAGAAAAACACAUUUUAGUAUAUUUAAUCGAUUUUGUGUAGUUUUUGCUCUAAAUCUUAACAUAUUCAGUCGAAAGCACAUUUUUGCGACUUACGACUGUACAAGAGCACAUUUCAUGAGUCUUUUAAUUCCUACUAUAAAUACAUUGAUAGUCAUGAUAAAUUUAUUCCCGAGUGUUCCACGAACCUCGCACUCUUAACUCUACAACCAAAACCACAUUUUUGCGACCUACGCCUGUACAAAAGAACAGUUUAUGAGUCUUUUAAGAGCUUUUCGGUAAUUACUGCUAAACAUGAAACAGAUAACUGGGUUGAUAGCACAGUACGCGUUAGCCAUAUAAAUGGAGACUUCAUAGGAUAUCCAGAAACUACACGAAAAAUGCGUGAAAUUGUCCUGAUACCAUAGAAUUAAAAAGUUGAUAGAGUAAGGCAACCAGCAAAGCACAAACACUGGUAAAUAAUGCACCUAUCAAUAUAAAUCCCGUGGGGCGGGGGGAGGGAGGCGGACAAGGGGCGGGGAUUUGAUGCCUGAGACUAUCCCCAUGUCGGGCUUUUGAUCCUGCGAAGCGACUCCGGGAUCGGGACAUUUGACUUUGACCGACAGAAGCCUGGUAUUCCUGGUAUCAAUUCAGAAGCAGUUACCAAUUCCGUUCCUCGAGGCUUUCUGAAAGUCACGCUGUUGGAGAAAGGUAUGGAGUUCUCAUUUGUUUUAAUCGCCAUAAUCCGAUACUUUUAACUGUCAUCUAAACCGAUAAUGUCUAUUUUAAAAACGUUUAUAUCUUCAAGUUCCCAUCUGAUUGUAAAACUCAAUUGAAAUCGAAUUCCACCAUGAAAGUCAGAGGAUUUUUUACGAGUCACUGAUCUGACCUGUUCCGACACGUUGAGGAGAUGUUAUAAAGCAUUUUAAGUUUCAUUAAUAUUAUAACAGCACGGUCAAUCUUCCUGGAGUGAUUUUGUUGUUCAAAAUAAGAAAUGCUGGUGGAGAGAGAAAAUACUUAAUUACAGCGAGUAACUUAACGGAGCUUACGUUAACCUUAUAUAAAAGUAGUAAGAACGUACUUUUGAAAUGUUUUUUUUAUUCGUUUUAUUUUGUAUUAUAGUAUUGUCUGUUUAGAUUUUUUUCCCCUGGGAUGGGGUCUUUUUUGACACUUUUGAUUGACCUUUCGUUUCCCACCCUGGGAAAUUUGAUCAAAAAAUUUUGAAAUUUGUCAAAUCCCCACCCCUUGCCCGCACUUCCCCCCACGGGGUUUACAUUGAUAGGUGCAUAACAGUGCCAGAUCCAGACCUUGAGAUAAUAGGGGGGGGUCCAGGUCCCCCAGACCCUUAGAUGGGGUAGGGGGGAGCCAGUCUCCAAAAAAAAUUUUUCGGCUUUUCGGGUCUCGGUUUGGUCUAAAAAUAAUGGGUGGCCCGCGCCCCCCGGGUCCCUCCCUUGGAUCCGCCACUGAAUAACACUCAGGGAUGGAUCAUGCACCCUCUCAGCAGCAGAGCUGUUCAUUCGCUCGCCGCUUGAUCACUUGGCGUCACUCAACAAAUUGGGAGGUUCUGCUCGCAGGGUGAUAUGGACCAUUAGAAACGUUAUGGGAGUGGGGAGGGGGAAGUACAAAAUAAAUAUUCAUGCAAGGAGGAAAUAAGCUGAAAAAUAAAAAGAAAUGUUAACGAAAAAUGAUGAGCUCCUGUUUUCACCGAUCGAUUUCUAAAUGAGACAAACACAAUGGCUUAGUAUUCAUUAAUCUGCUCCCUGUAGUAUAGCAGGGGCAGCGAUUCCUUUUUCCUUUUUUCCGCCCCGUGAACAUUUAAUUUCGCGUGCAUUUCCCCCUGACUAUCUGAGAGCCUGGAACAGCUCAGUUUAACCGAUGUAAGAAGGAGGAAUGGUCACAGAUGCAAAAAAGACUGAGUGUCGUGUAUCAGCGACAGAGCUGAUGUAAUUGCAGGUGUUUAAUCGAGGCCGCUGACAUGCACGGGGAACAGAAGAUGUGUCUUCUGUGGAACGGACCAUCAUGUUUCUUAAACGUACCUCGCGCUUGUAUGCCAGAAAAGGUGGUUGUAUGAGGAAGGGCACAUCGAGUUUGCUCAUCUGUUGAUUAGAAUAGAGUGCGAAAGUUCUGUAGUAGAAAUCGUUUGACCUUGAUGUUGAACCGGCGGUAUAUGAGAUCAAGGCGUACUCUAUCAACGUUACGUCAGGCUUUUAGCACAGGAGCAGCGCGUCAUGACGGCUAAUGGUUGCAUUGAUAUGAGUUACGCGGGUGGGUUUUCAGGUCAUUUUUAAGAUAAAAUGCCACAACAUUAUCGAGAGACAAGAAUUCUAAUAAUGAAAUACUGAAGGUUGUAGCAAUUAAAAACAGUCAAAGACUGACGGAAGAAACACGUACGCCUUGUCUUUUUGUUUAAGGAAGAACGUGUGUUUUAUAACCUCCUAUUUUAAGUUCGAUCGGGAAGAAAAUGCAAAAAAACUGCAUAUUUUAUGCACACAUGAUAACAUGCAUUUAUAGUUUUGCCUCAAAUUCCUGUUUAGCCUGGGCUUUUAUGGCUUAAAGUCAGCUACGCCCGUCAGUGAUUCUUGUAUGCUAUCAAAUAGUGUAGUUGAUGAUCGAAUAUGCGUAUUUUCAAAUUGGCAAAUCAACUAACAACACUUGCAUUUGUUAAUGGAAAGAAUCAUGGCUUUACAAUAAUUGACAAGAAAAACACAUUUUAGUGUAUUUAAUCGAUUUUGUCUAGUUUUUGCCAGGGGGAAAAUUUUGUCGGCGGCGCCUUUGAAGAUUGUCCCGUUCCAGGCAAAAUUUAAAAAAUGCACGGCAAACCAUCCGCAUCAUUUAUCAGGCGUUGAUGAUGACAGGAUAUUCCGCUAUUCAUAAGCUCUCUUUACAUUUUCACCGAAAGCAUAUUAGUUUUGAAAAGUAGGUUGUUACAUAAAUGACAAUAAACUCAGUCCUUUCUCUUUUAAAUGACUCCCGUCAUUAAACGUCCCUCUUGGAACCCUAAAAGUAGUAAUCGCUAUUAUAUAAAAAAUGAAGUGUCACAACGUUAUCGGAAAAAAAGAGCUGUAGCCAAAAAGUACUGAAGUUUGUAACAACUAAAACUGAGCAGUCAAAAAAGUCUGAACAAGCCCUUGUCAGAAGAACCUCUGCUAGUUUCUCUUUGCCGACAGCAGACUUUUGGUUUUCCCAUUUUUACCUCGAUCGAGAAGUAAAUGUUAUAAAACUUCAUGUUUUAUGCACACGUGAUAAUAUGCACUUAUUUUUUCCUCAUGUUCACCUGUUAACCCUGGGCUUAAUGGCCUGAAGGCAGCUUCGCCUCCGCUUCCUGUGGUUAACUGUCAAACUUGUGUAGUUGAUGAUGGUACUACCAAAGAUAUCAUUUUUUAAUGUGUUAAAACACACUUUUUUAAUCAUCUUCUCAAUCGACUUCUAAAUACAACCACCUGACCUAAACGAAGUGUUCUGGUUGGUUUAUAACAUACUAAUACCCCACUGUUUCUGUCAAAAGGUCAGUUAGCGGAUAAUGCCGGAACAUUACAAUACAAAGUCAUUCUUUGAAGGCCUCGGAGGACAGCUGUGCUGUGGCUUCGCGGGGGGCUUGCAACUGUCAAUAAAAGUUCUGCCACUCAAACAGCAUACGCAGUAUACAGAGCAGUAAUUCAAAGUUACUUGACUGCAUGUGUACAAUUCCGUAGAUACGUCGCAAAGCUCAGCAUGAACUCAACGGCGAACGGAUCCAGCGAGUCUUCGAGCUGCUUCACUCAGUUAAAUUCCACAGUGUGAAAAAUCGGAGGAACCGUUGCCUACUGUCUGUUCAUUAUCGUUUCACUGGCCGCAAAUUCUCUCAUUGUUAUGAUCGUUUAUAAAACGCCAAACUUAAGAAAACCGAUAAAUUAUUUCAUAGCAAACAUGGCCUCAUCUGAUUUGCUGUUUCCAAUAUUCUGGAUACCUUUGAAACUGUCAAAGUUGAAUACCACCACGUUUCUUAUCGGUGGUCAGCUUGGCCAAGCCUUUGUGUAAGCUUGUCUUCUUCUUUGCAAAAGUUUCCUUUGCCGUUUCGAUUCAGAAUCUGAUUCUUAUAGCAGUGGAUCGAUUUGGAGCCGUGGUGUUUCCACUCCGUUCACCACUCAUCAGAUCCAAGCUGUGUCCUUGCUUCAUUCUCGCCACGUGGAUAGUUGCCGUAGCUUUCAAUUCGCCAUACUUGUUCACUUUCAAGCUAGUUGAACACCCAGAGGGAACCUGGUGUGUUCAGAAAUUGAAAAAAGCAUUCGCAGAGUCCUCAUCCUUUGUCAGUUACCAACUAGCUUACCACAUUCUGUUUAAAUUCAUACCUGUGCUGUUGCUAGUCAUUCUUUACUCCAUCAUUGUUAUCAAGCUCAAGACACAGGUACACCCAGGUGAACAGUCUGCCAACAGUCAGCAACAGCGGGACAGAAGAAACCGAAACGUGCUUCAAAUGUCCAUCGCUAUCGUAACAGUGUUUGUGCUUUGCUGGUUACCUUACUCUAUCAACCUUUUAAUCCUAUGGUAUCAGGACAAUUUCACGCAU
Porites lobata is the source of this 6287-nucleotide messenger RNA. Lineage: Eukaryota; Metazoa; Cnidaria; Anthozoa; Scleractinia; Poritidae. The record is from the annotation of a GenBank genome assembly.